Molecule: messenger RNA, 1643 nt
Organism: Oryzias latipes (Japanese medaka)
Lineage: Eukaryota; Metazoa; Chordata; Actinopteri; Beloniformes; Adrianichthyidae
Molecular function (GO): arylformamidase activity
Source: RefSeq, a predicted model, not a curated record
GAUAAUAUCAUACAAAGAUUUACUGUCAUUUUUAUAGAGUUAUACCGUAGAACAGAACAUUCUGUUUUUAUGCUGUUGACUUCUUUUCUUUUAUAUUAACAUUACUACAGAGCCAAGUAGUGCUGGAUGGAGAUCCUCAAGUGCGUGUCAGUGACACUGGGCCUCCUGUUUAUAGGCUUACUUUAUGUAUUUUGCAUCGUUUGUCAAUGGAUUUGGGGCUGGCCUGACAAACCUGGAUAUAUGAAGUAUUUAGAAGCUACAAAUCCAAGGCGAAUAUUUCGUUUGUCCAUAACUACGCUGGACCUCCUCAAAUACUUGAAGUACGUCAGGUUGUACUAUCAGCUGACCUCGUGGUAUAACAGUGAGGAAAACCUUAAACAUUUCAAAAAGGGUCUGGUUUUUGGCCGCAGAGGCAACAAGCUGGACUUGUACUUUCCUCCAAAAUCCAGCUCAUCUGAAGACACGCCCACACCUCUGGUGGUUUUUGUCUACGGUGGGGCGUGGAGCUCUGGAUCGAGGUCCAUUUACUGUUUACUGGCCUGGCAGAUGGCUAAAAAACUGAAUGCAACCGUUGUUUGUCUCGAUUACAGCACAUAUCCGAAGGGGAACGUUGUGGCGAUGCUCCAAGAUGUUGCAGACUGCUUGAUUUGGGCCCAAGAAAAUGGACUCCAGUUCAACUUUGACAAAGAUAAAGUUGUCUUGAUUGGCCAUUCAGCGGGCGCACACUUGUGUGCGCUCACCACCCUGUUUCUGGCUGAUGGAAGGGAGGAGCUUGUCAUGGAGUCAGAGAAGCAGCAGCAGCUCAUCACGCUGUCCAUACGAGGAGUCAUCGGUCUGAGUGGUGUUUAUGACAUCAUGGAUCACUAUCAGCAUGAGAAGACCAGAGGGGUGGAGUUCGUCUCUGCCAUGCACAAAGCCAUGACCGGCGUGGAAAACUUCCCCCUCUACUCCCCAACCUGUGUGGUGAAGACGCUCAGCCAGGAGAAGCUCGACAGACUGCCUCCGUUCGCUUUGAUCCACGGGGUCGAGGACGUCGUUGUUCCGUUGGAGUCCUCCUCAAAGCUCUCGGAGGUCCUCGCCUCUCGUUCUGCGAAGGUGUCUCUCCACCUGCUUCCUGGAGUCAAUCACACGGACAUCGCCACUGACCUCAUGCUGCCCAACAGGCGCCUCUACCAGCGGAUCUACACGCUGAUCAAGCAGGAGUGGAGGGCCUUUAUGGAAGCCUGCUGAAAGCACACAGCAUUUUAAGAUGGUAUUUUCAUCAAAUUCACACUAAAAUGUGAAUUAGUUAGGAUAAACCAUUUACCAGAUUUAUGUUUGAAUCUAAAGAGUACAAACCAAUAAUCUGCACUGAAAACGACUUUUCCUAAAAGUCUUUUGUACAGAUUAUUUAAUAGCCGGAAAGAUGGUAAAUAAAUCAAAUGUGUGUGCAGUGUUUUACCUCAGAGACUGAAGAUGAAAAUGUGAAAUCAACCUUGGUGGUUUACACCUAUUAUAAUGAAGUAAAUGCUUUCUUUUAAAGCACACCUCUGCCCCCCAAAUGGAUGGGAGGUUAAAGAACUGUCUAUAUUUAGUCAAGUUAAACAUGACUUAUAAUUAUUGAAUAAUUAUGAAAAUAAAUUAAAUCAACAACUUGAAAAAUU